GGAAGAAGACAUCGUCCGUCCAGUUGCUCUCUGAGAUGUAAACUUAAAUAUAUACGUCUGACUUUGAUCGAGUUAUUUUUUUUCUUAUUUUUCCCGCACUGUAAAUAAAACGAAUUGAUUAUUAAAACGAUGGACGGAUGUGUUUCACAGUUACCUGGUUCUUCUCUUCCUCUCUCCUGUCUGCGGCUGCUGGUCUCCCCAAUUCGCCUGGUUUCUGCUGCCAUCUGGCAGACUGUUGUGGAGAAAAUCGUGUUGGAUUAUGGGCUGCUGGAGGAGUUUGUCUUCAUGGUCACAGAGAUCAUUCCUCAACUCUUAUCUGUGAGGCAGAGGGCUGAGCUCGUUUUGGGCCUCAGAGCGCGGCUGAUCCUGGAGCUGUGUCGUUCUGAGGACACCGCCAACCUCCAGAUUAUUCAACCUCAUCUUGAUCGAUUGCAGAGCCUCAGAGCUCUGUGGAACGUGGAGACUGAUGCAGAUCAAGAAGCAUCUGACUCACAUUUUUUGAACCUUGUACAAACUCUGCUGAGAGAUCCCGAAGAGAGAAAAAACUUUUUCCAGGAUGUUUUCCCAGCAGACUUUGGCCCCACAUAUGACAAAGCCAUCCAGACACUGAUGUGGCUGUUUCUGUCCAGACUAGAAAAGGUGUUUCCCACCCAAACUCUCCAUCAGGUUGCCUCUCUGCUCAGUGACGCCUCGUCUGUUCUGAAUGAAUACAUGGAGACUGUGGCUCAACCCGACGAGCUCAAAAUGCUGCUGGACUCUCCAAGGGUCGUGGGCCAGCUGGAGGAUGCCGAUUCGUACAUUGUUGAGAGUGGCAUCCUGUCGGCCCUCUGUCUCCCUCCUGUGGAAAGAGUUGUGAUCGUCGGCGAACAAACUGACACUGACAGUGGCCUCAUGUAUGCAAUCUGCACAGAAAUGGAGGUGGAGUCUGAGAACAAAGAAAUGUUCGUGAAGGUGCCCGGAAAGUCUGAGGAAUGUGCACAAAACCAGCAGUUUAGUCUGGGCAGCGACAUAAAAUCAGAAGUUGAUGCUGUGAUUGUGACAUCGACCACUGAAGGUGCUGAGGCCAGUGAGGGUGAAGUGGCAGACAGUCACCACCACGAAAGCGCUGGGAUGAUGCUUAUUGGACAGGACGGCCAGGUGACCAAUAUCGACGGGGUGGCGAUCAAGCCAAAGAAACGUGGCAGGAAAAGGAAACAACCCAUGAAUGAAGAUUUUCACAUGCAAAGCAGAGUGAGGGGCCGGCAUGCCGCUUCAGAGUACGGCCUCCUGCAGGGCAGACCGGUGCGAAAGAACCGGGGUCUCAAGAUGAAGCGAUACCUGUCGCAGUGGCGGAAGUCAGUGAAGAUGCAGGGUGGUGGUAGCGGUAGCAGCGGCCCCAAAAGGUUUCUCAGGUCACAGAGUUCCACCAGCAAUGACGUCGAAGCCAGAACAUGUAAAGAGUGUGGCACGGUGGUGAGCGAUGCUGAUUUCCUGCUGCAGCACAUGACACAGCAUUCAGUCCAGCUGCCCUACCAGUGUCCGGAGUGUCUGCGGUUCUACAAGAGCCUGCGCUCCUUAAGACAACACAAAUGUCCGUUGCAGAAUCUGGAGAAGGCAACAAGCGACAAGGAAGCAAAGGAGCACGAGUUGACAUCAGCGGAGGGUGACUUAUCUUCCGGUGAGAUUGCUGAUGAGGCAGCCAAUGAAGAGAUGCCGUUAGAUGACAGUGCAGAGGACCCAGAUUACACCUCUGCAGAUAAAGGAUCUUCAAAAGACUCUGAACAGCUGAGCCCUGAAGGCAACAAGGGUUUGCUGGAUGGUCCCUUCUACUGUCCUCACUGCAGCGUCGAGUUCAAGUGCAAACAGACUUUUCGGUAUCACUUGAGGAACAUUUGUUACAAUGAGCAGCAGGUUGAUCCAGAGAAACCGGAGGAUGUCAAGCACUGUUUCAAGUGCGACGAAUGCGACAAGGCCUUCAAGUACAAGUCAACGUUGGAGUCCCACAAACAAACGCACAACCCGCUGUACUGUGAGGUGUGUAUGAAACUGGUCCGUGACUCCGAAGCGUUGGCGAUGCAUAAGGAGUCGCACACGCCCUUUCAGUGCAACCGUUGCGAGCAGAAUUUCCCCGUGUUUAGAUCUCUUCACAAGCACUAUCUCGACGUUCAUAAUCCCACCGAGCCGUUCAUCUGCACUUACUGUAAAAUGGUUUUUCACAGUUUGAAGCGUUUCAUUAGACACGAGUGGAAACACACCGGCUACCAGCCCUUUCAGUGCAUUCAUUGCUCCAAGAGGUUCAGGUCGUACUCUGAUCUGGUGGAGCAUCAGAAAAAGCACACUAAAGCCUAUCCGUACCUAUGCUGGGAAUGCGGCAAGAAGUUCAGGCAUGGCGUGACUCUAACCCGACAUGUGGAACGUGUGCAUCAGUCCGGCAUGCCAGUCAUCGAGAAACCCUCCCCGACGUUCGCCUGCAGCCAGUGCGGAAAGACCUUCACUUCCAGGAGGUGCCUCCUGAAACACGACAACUUCCAUCACAAGGGCUUCCGCUUCCCAUGCGAGUACUGUGGAAAGGGAUUCUUCGGCAAAGACGCGUUGGUGCGACAUACGCUGAUUCACACGGGUGAGCGGCCGUUCCAGUGCGACAACUGUGACAAGUCUUUCAGGUCUGCUUCCGAGCUGAAGAUCCACCGGCGAUACCACACUGGCGAGCGGCCGUUUAAGUGCACCAUCUGUGAAAAGGGCUUUGUGCAGUCCUGCUUUCUCACCCUGCAUAUGCGCACGCACACCGGUGAGAGGCCAUAUGUCUGUGCUGUGUGCAGCAAAGGUUUUUCAAGCUUCCAUGGCCUGAAAAGGCACAAAAGGCUUGUUCAUGCAUAGAUCUGUUAAUAUUUAUUCCCUUAGAAGGUUUCAGUUCACCGCCCCGCUGUUGGCCGAGUUCAGAAGAAGACCUCUCUGCGUUUGACGUUACAGUUGGGGCGGAUGACAAUUUGGAAAUGUGAAACCAAAGCCCUUUUCAAACAUGCAGGAUGUAACAUUACAGGCAUUGAUGUUUGUGACCAGACUGUGCUUAGACUUAACUAUUUAUUUUUUUUUUUAUAUUUAUUUUUUUUUUAUCCAUGAAGAGCUGGUGUUUGUCAUCAGGUAGAUGACAGUUGUAAUUGCAGGCAAUAAUGUAUGAGAUAAACAAUUUACUGCAAUAGCCGGGGCGUGCUGUGUCCAAAAGUUUACCUGUCGUCACUACAGUCUGUUAUACGCCGUACGGAAAAGGUGUGCUGUGGUAAAGCUGAGUGCACGUUUGCCGGCAGAACUCAUGUGGAACAAGUUUACCAGCUACUUCAAGGCUCCCUAAUAAAGUCUCUAAUGUGCAGAACAGUUGUUCGUUUUUUUUUUUUUUUUUUUUUUGAAGAAAAAAUGCAUUUUUGAAAGGGCAUGUGUCCUGAAGGAAGGUUCCCUUAAGGAAUGUUGGGAACAGUGACAUUGUACAGUGCACUAUAACAUUGUAUCUUGUAUUUUUUACAAAAUGUUUAUUGUAGUUCUACAUAUUUGUAUGUAUAUAAAUGAUAUUAAAAAAA
Molecule: messenger RNA, 3551 nt
Organism: Thalassophryne amazonica
Lineage: Eukaryota; Metazoa; Chordata; Actinopteri; Batrachoidiformes; Batrachoididae
Product: zinc finger protein 569-like
Exons: 7
Coding region: 130-2856 (908 amino acids)
Biological process (GO): regulation of transcription by RNA polymerase II
Molecular function (GO): RNA polymerase II cis-regulatory region sequence-specific DNA binding; DNA-binding transcription factor activity
Source: RefSeq, a predicted model, not a curated record